AUGACCGACAAGGCGAAUGAAACCACUAAGGCUCGAAAGGAUUCUGAUGCAACUGAAUCUAACAAGUCAAUGUCGCCUUCUAUCAUGUCACCCAUCGGCUCCCUGCAAUCAAACAAAAGAGAGAGGACGGGGCAUCGUGCUAUGCCACGUACCUCGUCUAUUGAUUCUGCAAUAUCAUCUCUUUCAUCCGCUUCGCAGUCUCACAAGUCGUCCUUCGAUGCCAAUGCGGUCAGUCAAGCAGAUAUUGACAAUCUAAUAAAUGCGGCCGGGUCUCCAGACGCUGUUAUCAUACAUCUUUUAAAGGAGAAACACCAUGCGGCUUCUCAAAACACGCAAUUAUGGAAACUCGUUGAUAAGCAGCGCACUCUGAUUAUGGGUCUGAACAAGGACCUGGAACGUGCUUUAAAAGACAAAGAGCGAUACAAGAAGAGAGCUAAAGAACUCCAGACCGCAGUACCACCACUCCCGCCUACGGAAAUUGAUCCUUCGCAACCUGUCACUGCAGGGUCAACUAGUGCUUCAAACGGCCAGGCCCUAGCGCAGGACACCCACAGCAGCAAGAUUGCCAACACGUUCGACCGCCGGGACUCCCUCAAAAACAGUCCUAGUUUGAAACAGCUUAUUAAGACCGAGUUGCUUACGGAGGAACCUGAUUUACGCUUUGACUCGCAGAAUUUUCAACAGCAGGCCUCGUUCCAAGAGACAUCAGCAGCCACAAGCCCGGCGUCUUUGGCCAGCUCGCGCCCCGCGUUUGGGACUAGCAAAAGCCAAAAAUCUCCAGAUCCUGCCCGAAAGCCUCCUCCUGCACCGUUAAACUUGGGCCACCCGGACCGCGCCACAGCGUUACGCGAAGCGUCUGACUCCGAGUCUGAAUAUGAAGACAUUCUUACGGUCGAAGAGUCGCCAAUAGAACGCGGGAGGCGAAAGACAAGGGCCGAUGAUGACAGAGAACGAGAAGCAGUUUUGUCUCAGGAGAGGCCGGAUGUCGACCCCUUGGGGCAACCCCAACUUCUUUCUUCAAAGCAUAGUGAAAACCCAACAACCACAACUGCAGGCCAACCGUCCUUAGAUAUACGCCGAAUAGUACCCCCGGAUGUCAUUACCCCUCGUAUGGGUCAGUCUUCAGUCACUGAUCGUCACCUCAUGAAUGGCCCAAAGAGUCCCGGUUUACCUCUUAGCCCGCGCCCUGAGGACCGGCCUCUUGGUUCUCCAACGCCGCGUAUGCCAAGGGAAAUGCCGACUUCAUUCUCUUCCUUGGCUAUGUCCUCAGGGAACAAUCCAACGGGACUUGCGUUAAACCCCCGCCUUGGAAAGGGUCAGAUCGCCGUGGUAACUAACACACCUACACACUCCCAAUUCCAUUUCGAUCCGUUCAACCGCCCUAUACCAUCAAUCGACGCAGCUGUGAAAAUCGAUAGCCCUCAAUCUCCGAGAUCGAUGCUCAGCGGGAUUCACCAAGGUUUGAGGUCAGACGAUUAUCCAAAUCUUCUACUGCCCCCGAAUGCACUCCCCCUUAUCCAGGUGAAAGUCUCGUCCUCGAGAUUGCGGCCUUCUAGAAAUAGCUACUUCGCCUCGCGACCACUAGACGAUGAACCAGUUUUCACAUUGAGUGUUUUCUCCCGCUCGGAGAAUUCAGAACUCUGGCGGGUUGAAAAAGUCAUUGCAGCGCUACCUCAACUCGAUAACCAAAUAAGACACUUGUCUCAUCUUCAAGCGAAACUACCCGACCGGUCUAUAUUCAGUGGGCAAUCUCCUGCGAAAGUAGAUGCGAGACGCGCUGCUUUAAAUUCGUAUUUUGAAGACCUCCUCGACAACCCUAUGGAUGAAAGAGCAGCAUUGAUCCUUUGUCAAUUCCUUACUUCUGAUGCGAUCGAACCCCGAGAUGACGAAACGAGCUUGCUUAAAGGUAGCAUCCAGCCGGGGUCCGAUAUCGCACGCGGUCCAGAUGGAAAGCCUAGGAAGGAGGGUUAUUUGACAAAAAGAGGCAAAAACUUUGGCGGCUGGAAGGCGCGCUACUUCGUCUUGCAUGGUCCCGAGCUCAAGUAUUUCGAAGCCCCAGGAGGCGCCCAUCUUGGAACCAUCAAAAUCUCCAAUGCGCAGAUCGGGAAACAGUCACAGACGGCGCAGGGCACAUCAUCGCGACUCGACGAGGACGAUUUUGACAAUCAGUAUCGUCAUGCCUUCCUUAUAUUGGAGCCGAAAAAGAAGGACUCUUCCGCUCUUGUGCGCCACGUUUUGUGCGCUGAAAGCGAUGACGAGAGAGAUACAUGGGUUGAAGCGCUCCUAGAAUAUGUCGAAGGCGCUUCGGUAGAUGAGAAAACUAUGGCUGCUCAGGUAGCAAGCAAUAUCACAGGAAACACUUCUUCGAGAAACAAGCUAUUCUCCAACAGUGGCAGAAAAGGCAGCAGAGAGACUGAUAGUCCUGACCUGGAGACCUUUGACACCGUUCAGGGCUUCAGUUUCGAAGACGCUAUCCCUGCUGAACCACCUGUUAUCGGUACUUCUGAUUCGCGGACACCAAGGUCGCCAUUGUUCCCGACGACGGGUGCAUUCCAGGAUCCAAGCGAUAUGAACCAGUCCGAUCAUGGUCAGAUCUCGUCAAAAAUAAUAUCUGCACCUACGAAUGGUGCCGUGAUUCAAGACGCCGGGGCAUGGGGAAACAAGACCACAACAAGCACCAAAGAGAAGAAGCGUAGCAUCUGGGGAUUUCGUACAAGGUCAUCGAUUGAUCUUGCUUCCCAUUUUCAAGCUGUUUCCGAGGUUCCUGCCAUCCAACUUCACGGUGCUAGCGGUGAAAAAAGGGAGUUGAUCAAACCAGUUUUUGGGAUGCCUUUGGUAGAAGCGGUGCGAGAUUGCGCGCCGUUUGACAUCGAUGUCGAUUUACCUGCCGUGGUUUAUCGCUGCCUAGAAUAUCUCAGGGCUAAAAAGGCGGAGUUCGAGGAAGGCAUAUUCCGAUUGAGCGGAUCGAACGUCGUUGUAAAGGCUUUGAGAGAGCGUUUCAAUACUGAAGGAGACGUGGACUUCCUUGCCGGAGAUGAGUAUUAUGACGUGCAUGCUGUAGCCUCACUGUUCAAACAGUACCUCCGGGAGUUACCAUCUACUGUUCUCACGCGCGAAUUGCAUAUCGAAUUCUUGCGUGUCCUUGAUAUCAACGAUAAGCCGAAUAAAGUCACGGCGUUCAAUUCAUUGGUUAAUAGACUUCCAAAGCCAAACUUGGCCUUACUGCGAGCAUUGGUUCAAUUUCUGAUUGUCAUUGUUAACAACUCUGAUGUUAACAAAAUGACUGUCAGGAAUGUGGGCAUAGUCUUUGCUCCUACUCUCAAUAUACCGGCCCCCGUUUUUUCAAUGUUUCUCACUGACUACGAUGAAAUUUUUGACGAUAUACCAGAAUACAAUGCAAACCCAAUGGACUUGGCCGUUGAUCACUCCUUGACGCCGGAGGACAUUAGAUCUCCCCGUCGCCAAAUGUUCUCUGAUAUUCCCACGCCAGCCCAUAAUCAGAUGACCUUUCCUAGGUCCGGGGACAAUCCCAACAACCACAAUCCGCAUCAUGAUACUGGCUUCAUCUCCAUGCAACCAAGCUAUGAAGCUUUCGCUCCUGACAGAACGGAGCUCUACAACCAACCGCCAGCCGCUGUGAGCAGGACGCUGGCUCCAGAAUCUGACAACAAUCGCAGUGCCAAGGCCAAGCGAAGGGAAAGCAACAUUCUUUUUAUGGACAUCAAUAGCGAUGGUUCGCCUCCGGCGUCCAAUGACACGUUCGACAAGCACACCGGUCGCCCUUGCUCUUUAGCUGAAAUUGUCACCGAAACUGCUCUGCCUCGAAACUUUUUUAUUUCUAUUCCAACUUACCGCUUACACCAUGAUACUGCUUGCAUGGUCGAGCGGAACGAUUCGAACGAAUAUGCAACGACGUUUAUAAUGCCUGAACUGCCUACCGAGUACGAUCGAGCUAGCUCCUGA
Molecule: messenger RNA, 3963 nt
Organism: Aspergillus mulundensis
Lineage: Eukaryota; Fungi; Ascomycota; Eurotiomycetes; Eurotiales; Aspergillaceae
Product: GTPase-activating protein BEM3
Exons: 3
Coding region: 1-3963 (1320 amino acids)
Biological process (GO): regulation of GTPase activity; signal transduction
Cellular component (GO): cytoplasm
Molecular function (GO): phosphatidylinositol binding
Source: RefSeq, a predicted model, not a curated record